Molecule: messenger RNA, 1339 nt
Organism: Drosophila pseudoobscura
Lineage: Eukaryota; Metazoa; Arthropoda; Insecta; Diptera; Drosophilidae
Product: probable RNA helicase armi
Exons: 3
Coding region: 202-798 (198 amino acids)
Biological process (GO): regulatory ncRNA-mediated post-transcriptional gene silencing
Cellular component (GO): P granule; cytosol
Molecular function (GO): helicase activity
Source: RefSeq, a predicted model, not a curated record
GAAGAUUUGACAGACACAGGGCUCACAUGAAAAGGGAAGGGGACUACCUCUCCCUCAAAAUCGAGUAGGGAAGGGGAGUACCUCUCCCAUGGGCGAGCAGACUUUAAUAUCCUGCGGGGCGAGGCCACGAACCUGCCGUACGUGAUCUUCGGUCCGCCCGGAACCGGCCAGACCGUCACCCUGGUGGAGGCGGUGCUGCAGAUGGUACAAAAUCGCAUCUUGGUGGCCGCACCCUCGAACAUUGUCGCGGAUCUCAUUACCAAGCUAAUCAUUGCCAGCAAAGCGCUGACCACUGGCGAAUUCAUUCGAAUCGUUCGGCAAAGUCUGAUUAAGGAAGAACUCAUUCCACCCGAGCUUAUGACCCACUGUGCCACCUUGGACAUAUGCGCCAAAGAAACCGCUGAAGACACCAUGCUAAUCACCAAGUCGUGUCUGAAGCUGCGUUGCCAGAGAGAGAUUUUGGGUGCCCAUCGCUUGAUCAUCGGCACCUGUGCCACCCUGGGAAACCCUAUGCCGAUGUCAUUUCCGGGCGGACACUUCACCCACCUGUUCAUGGAUGAGACUGGCCAGUCGACCGAGCCGAAGACGCUGAUGCCGGCAGCUCUGCUUUCCAAGGAUCGAGGUCGGGUCAUCCUGGCCGGUGAUCCGCAUCAGUUGCAGCCUGUAGUUCACAGCAGCUAUGGACGUGCCUGUGGUUUCGGCACCUCCAUGCUGGAGCGCCUGCUGAACACUCGAACUAUCGGACCCUGCCCUCGAUCAUGGCCACAUGUAGUAAGCUGUUCUAUGGCGAUGAAUUGAUACCAACGGUAUCCGAGAAGGAUUCCCGAGAGGCCACCUUGUUGGCCACAGUGCAGUCCCUACUAGGUACUAGCAAGCCGCGCAACCACGGUGUCUGUUUCUUUGAGAUGAAGGGGCAGGAUAUGCAGGACCCAGACUAUGCCUCGUGGUACUAUGAUCUCGAAGCCACGGAGGUGUAUCUCAUGGUCUUAUCGCUGUAUUGUCGCGGAGUGACUUCCGACCAAAUUGGUCUUCUGACGCCCUAUGCGAAGCAGGCGAAGACGUUAAGGGGCCUUUUCAUGAACACAGAUAUUGUCAUGCCAAAGGUUGACUCGAUUGAAAAGUUCCAAGGACAGGAGCGCGACAUAGUGCUGAUUUCCACUGUGCGCUCCACUGGAGACUAUAUAAGCCAUAAGCGCAUGAAUUUGGCCAUAGCGCUCGCCCGCUCAUAUACGGUAGUCCCGUCUCCAUCUUCUCAGCGUGGACGACAAUUGGCGUCAUCUCAUCAACCAUAGCUUUAUUUCCAAAUGGAAUACAAAUACAUAAAUAUUAGAACGAAGAA